Molecule: messenger RNA, 878 nt
Organism: Aspergillus campestris IBT 28561
Lineage: Eukaryota; Fungi; Ascomycota; Eurotiomycetes; Eurotiales; Aspergillaceae
Product: PSME3-interacting protein
Exons: 2
Coding region: 120-878 (252 amino acids)
Cellular component (GO): nucleus
Source: RefSeq, a predicted model, not a curated record
CGACUUUGGAGAGCCUGGAUAUUAUCCAAUUUUUUCCAUCUGCCACGAGCACGACAGCGGUUUUACUAAGCGGACGGCUGCUAUUGAGCUAGCUACUUACGCAAUCCGGACAACUGAAAAUGGCAUCAGGGUUUGUGUCCGCGGGGACAGACCAAGAACCAGUAGAACGCGACGAGGAGUGGCUUCGCGUACAACAUGAGCUGGAGGAGGAGCGGCAACGAAAGGCCGAGCUGAGCAGGCAAGAUGGCGGGAAAAGCUUGUUUGAAGUUCUCGAACAGAACAAGAUGGCCAAGCAGGAAGCUUUCGAAGAGAAGAUCAAAUUGAAGAAUCAAUUCCGCUCGCUGGAUGAAGAUGAGGUCGACUUCCUUGACUCGAUCAUGGAGUCGACACGCGCCCAGGAAGCCGCCGUCAAAAAGGAGACCAUCGAGCAGCUCGAGGUGUUUCGCCGGCAACGCGAGGAGGCAGAGAAGGCUCUUAUGGAGGACAAUACCGCGGACGUCGUACCGCCAGCUGAGGGGGAAGAAUGGAAGAUACCGGCGCGCAAAAGGCGGCGCGAUAAGAAUAAGAACCUUCUUAUUCCGGGCAAGAAACGAAAGUCCAUGGGCGACGGUGCCGAGGAAGGGGCCCCUGCUAAAGAAUUGAAGUCGGACAAUCAUGCAGAUGAGACCAAGAGAAGCAAUGAAGGUAGCAGGGAGUCAUCCGGAUCCGCCCCGCCCCCGAAGCCUACUGUUCAAGGCGCCACAAGUUCGACACGUCCAGCAAACGAGGCACCAAAGAAGGAAGAGAAGGCAGACUCGGGACAAUCUCAAGCGGAACAAACCUCGCCACCUCCGUCUACUUCUCUUGGCUUAGCUGGCUAUAGUUCCGAUUCGGAGUAA